AUGUUUCUGCCUAAAGACGAAAUGCUAAUUUUACAUUUUACUGUUCAUGAUGUAUAUGACACAAACGACAAUAAAAUAACACUUGAAGAAAAACCAUAUAUAAAAUUUUAUUGGAAAAAUAUAAAAUAUAAAAAUUACUUAAAAUUUUUUUCAAAAGAAAUAAAUUGGUUUUGCGAAUUCUUUUUGCCCUAUAGCUUAGGAGAUUGUAUAGAAAAUUUGGUAGUUCAAAUAUGGGCUAGUAGUUAUAUAAAAACCAAAAGAAAAAUAGCUUACAAUUACAUUAAUAUAAAUAAUGUAGAAAAAAAAAGUAAAAUUAAUGGAAAGACAGAAUUAAUAGGUAGAAGAAAAGGAUUAAAAAUAAUUUACAGUCUUCAAAUAAUGUGUUAUUCAUUAUAUAAAUUCAUGAAAAGUACACAAAUGCUAAUAUUAGAUAAAAUAUCUAUUUAUAAAAUGAUGCAAAUACAUAAGAAAAAUGAAAAAAGUAAUUACUGGCUAGAAAAAAAUAACCUUUUUGAUAAAUAUCUUAUAUCAUUAUUCGAGAAGAAAAAUUAUGAAAAAGCAAAUACGGCUUUACGAUUAAAAACAAUAAAAACACAAAAAAUUAAAACAAAAAUUAAAUCGAACUUGAAAUUAAAAUGGAAAUCAAAACUAAAAAGAAAAAAUAAGACAAAAUCAAAAGUAAGUAUAAAAAAAUCACAAUUAAAUUUAAAAAACAUAUCAAGCAUAACAAAAAAAAACGCAAAAAAAACAUCAAAAAAAAAAAUAAAAAUAAAUGUAAAACCAAAAGAUGUUGAUUCAAAUAGUAAACAUAAAAAGUAUUUUUUAAAUAUAGGCUAUAAAAUACAUAAAUUAGCACCCAAAAAAACUAUUAAAUUUUUCAAUUUUAAAUUUACUUUACCGGAUAAUGAAAAUGAUAUUUUAAAAACUACCACAAAUUGUACAAGUAAGAAUUUAGCAUAUCCUAAUUUUAACAAAGCUAGGUGUAUUUAUUAUUUGCUUAAAAAAAUAAAAAAGGAAAAAUUAUGA
Plasmodium gallinaceum is the source of this 1026-nucleotide messenger RNA. Its product is annotated as conserved Plasmodium protein, unknown function. The coding region runs from base 1 to 1026 and encodes 341 amino acids. The record is from RefSeq and is a predicted model, not a curated record. Lineage: Eukaryota; Apicomplexa; Aconoidasida; Haemosporida; Plasmodiidae. The transcript has a single exon.